CGCGCGUAUGACAAGUGAAUGGAGCGAAUGAAAAUUUUUAAGUUUGAGGAUAUAAUUAUAUGCCAAAAGAGAAAUAAAUUCUUUUCAAUAUGGAUAAAAGAAAAUUAAUACUUAAUACAGGCUUGCAUAAAAAUUUGCAACCAGUCAGUCAAUCAUUAGAACGAAACGGUUCUAUUAUUACGAAUAACAAAGAAACAAGUUCUCAUGCAAUCAACAUUGGAAUGCAGGAAAAGUUUGAUUUACUUCAUGAUGGGAAAUUAUCAGAUAUUGAAUCAUCAAAAUUAUUAAAUAGUCAGUCGAAAGUAAAGAAUAAGUCUUUUAUCGAAAAUAAAGAAAUAUAUUUUUGUGGAACUGAGAAAGACAUAUUAAAAAAAGAUAAUUUCGCUGUUGGCAAUAAAUUAUUGAAAACUAAGUCAUUAAUAUCAAAACAGUUUAAUAGCCAAAUAUUAGAGAGUACGUCUGCAAUAAAUCAACAAGACAACAAUCAUUUGUCAGGUGUAUCAAUAAUGAACAGGUCUUUGGAACAUGUUGCUAAUUGUACAGUUGGACGAAAACGUAAAAUUACUUCCUCACCAGAGGAAGCUUCAGAUAGCGAUCUUGACUUUUUGUACAAUGAGUGUACAGCUAUAAAGAAGAAACGGAAUAAAAUUAUAUCUGAUAAAAACUUGCAAUAUGUUGCCCAAGAUAUUAAUCUCAAUCGUGAUUCUACUGAAAAAAGACUUUCUUUGGUUUCUAAAUCAUCUAUUAAAUCAAAUACAAAUUCUAGUAUUUCCCAAAAAAAGCAACAGGAUAAAUAUAAAGAAUCUGUUUCAUCUACAGAGUUAAACAAAUAUAGACUUAAUAAGAAUUUGGAGGAAAGUAGAAUUAAUACCAAGGAAUAUUCAAAAAAUCAGGAUUUCCAUGUACCACCUGUCUUUUCUAACUUUUUGCAAAAAUGUGGUAUUACAAUAUCAAAUAAUGGUAUACAUAUACUUAAUGUUCCUUCAUCCAUUGCCAAAUGGAAGAUGAGGAAUAUAUUAAACUCAAAGCAGUAUCAGAAAAAGGAUAUAAUUGAUUCGAUAGAGGAAUAUAUUAGAAAUGAAGACAGUUUUGAAAAAAUGUUAAAUGAUAUGGAAUUAUCUAUUGAUAAUAGAAGUUUAAGUACUCUAAAUAAAAUAUCUCUGGCAAGAAUAUUACUAGAAGUUACAGAAAUUCAAACAGACAUAUAUAAGAUAUUUAUAUAUAAACUUAAUGAAUCUAUUCUUUUAGUAGAUACUCCAGAAAAAAUAUCUUGGGCUGUACCAUUAUUACAUCAAUUUCGUUUUCUGGAUACUAUAACCAAUGUUGAUAUAGUAACUACAAAUAUAGAACAGUUAUUAGAAACAUGUCCAUCAUGGUUUCAAUAUGAGCUCAUCUUAUUCUUGCCUGAUAUUUUGUCAGAUAUUCAGCAUCAAAAUAUUGCUGAAAUACUAACAAAAAUGUUGGAAGAAAAUUGUGAAUUGACAAAUGUAAUCUUAAACUGCAUUGCCAGUUUUAAUCUUGAUAAAGAAUAUUUAGAAGACUAUAAAAUUAAAGUAUUACAUUUGUUAAAAACAAAUAUGAAAGUAGAAUUUAUACCAAUUGUUAUCAGAUUUCUUCUUAACAAUUAUACAUGUUCCGAUAUUGUCAAACAAAUGUUGCUUAUACUACGUAAUAUAGAAAUGCAACCUCUUGCUGGAGAUAAAGUUGAGGAGUAUUAUAAAAAUCAAGUACAGAUAAUUCAAACAUUAAAGAUGUGUAUGUCAUUAGAUAAAGAUGUGACAUAUGCUGCAAUAAUGGUAGUAAAAGAUAUCAAUAAAAAUCCAAAACCAUUAGAUUUAAUCAUUUUGCUCCUUGUGUUUUCUGGAACAACAAGACAAAAAACUGCAGAAGCCUUAUUGAAACAAAAUAUCCGUUGCGGUUUUUAUAGGAUAAGUUUGCUUCAUACACUUUAUAAUGAUUACAAAGAGGUCAUUCAAGAAUUGCAACCAUCAAUAUUGCAAUUAGCGAGUAAAUUGUUAAAAUCUGAAGAACAUGUGUUUAUUAAUUUUGCAAUUGAAUGGUUUCGAUUGCAAUUUCUCAGUCAGAAAGGAGCAUUAUUUAAACAGCGUGAGAUUAUAGAAAAGAUUAUUCUACUUAUGGGUAAUAAUGAUCAAACUGUUAAACAUGCGAUGACUAUACUUUGUAAAAUGGCAGAGAAUACAAUUGAAAGAGAUUGUUUAGUAUCACAAUCCAAUCAUCUAAGAAUUUUAUUAGAAAAAAUAGAUUGCUUUGGACUUGAAGAAAUUGGCACUUUAAGUGAUUUAUUGCACCAAUUAUGUUUAGUUGACAAUUCUACUUUAGAAUCCUUACGAGAUGACUUAUUUAUUCUAUUGCAAAAACAAUUGUCCACUGCUAAACCACUUACAAAAUGUAAAGGUGUCAUGGGAGCAGUAAUGGCAAUAAAACAUCUAGCAGGAAACACUGAAAAUUGCGAUAAAGCUCUGAAAUUAUUUAAUAAGGUAAUGAAGAGUGUGAAAAAUUGUUCUAAAUCACAACCUUUAUUUUAUGACCAAUUGGCACAAGUAAUUGCAGAAACUGAAACAAUUAAUAUUAAUUUUCUUCAUAAAAUUAGUAACUGUAUCGAAGACGAGUUUGUUAAUACAUAUAUGACAGAUAAACCACAAUCCAGUGAAGAUUUAAUACCUAAAUUUGGACUAAAUAAUGCAGAAGAUGAACCAGAAAAUUAUGUAUUAAAUUUUGGAAACAAAAGAAAUGGUCUGAUUGCGCCGAUAUUGUUUCGACUUCUCAAGACAUGUUGUAUGAAGACCAGCAUGCAUGGAGAAUUGGAAGCUAUAGAUGCUCUUUUAGGCUGUAAAAUGUUAAUGCCACAAAAUUUUGAUAUACCAGAACCUCCGAUAUUAGAUCUUAUUAUAUGCAGUAUUAAUUGGUUUAGGGAAAUAAUUACAGGCUUUGUUACACAAACAGAUCCUUUAUUCGAGCAAGUAUUAAAACGUUUAGACACUUUGAUAUAUUUGCAAGGUGAACUGAACAUGCUAUUACCGUUAUGUGACACUAAUUAUCAACCCUCACCAUGUUACUUUCAUUAUUUUCCAUUACCACAAUUUGUAAAAAUUGAGAAGAAAUCUAGUAAAAAGGGAAAGAAGCCUACAAAAGGAAAUAAAUUGAACAUAUCUAUAAAUAUAGAAGAUGAAUCUAGAGAGAUAAGUUCUACAUUAUGUUCUAAAAAUCCAGCAUAUUUCAGAAAGUUUGAUGCAAAGAUAGCCCAUCUUUUGGAUGUCAAAAUAGAUUCACAGUCAUCAGAAUCUGAGACGAAAGGCAUAUCGAUAAAACAAGUUUGUUUUCUUGUUAGAGAACUUCUAGCAAUAUUCGAAAAUGAACCUUCCGAAUCUUUUGUGAAAGAUUUAAUACACCUAUUACCAAAGAUUUGCUCAAAAUUGGACGAUGUUGUCAGCAGAUUGAGACAAGAUAACACUCAUGAUUUUAGAAAAGCGGCAAAAUUAUUAUUAUGCCUUCUCACUAAAAUUUUCAAUUGGAAAGGAUUUUUGAGUGUCUCAUAUAAUACAUUGCUACGAGAGGGAUUGCGUAGUUUAGCUGGACAAAUUAACGCAGAGAAUACACGAUUACGAUCUUGCAAGGAAUUAGUUGCAGAAUCGUAUAAAUAUUUUGAAUCAUUGUCAGAUAUUGUUACUGAAAUAUCAUUAGCCACUGCUCUUGUCAAUAUGUGUCAAUCUUUAAUGAAACAUUCUGAAACCUAUAUCCAACAACAUAAAAAUAAACAUGCAAAAUUAGCUUACGGAUUUCUUUGCUUGGAAUGGCCUGAAGAUAGAUAUACUGGUCCUCAAUAUAGAUUAUCUAUUAUUCAAUUAUUAAAUAACUGGAUAGAUAAUGAACCAUCGCCAUUAGAUACAGUGACUUCAAUUUUGGAAUGGUUACCAGAUGAAGUCUCCAAUUUUGAAAAUAUCCAAAGCGUUUUAACAAGAAUGCCUUCUCUAAACAGAAUUUCUUUUCAUUUAUUAUAUAAAAAACUCUUUGAUGGUUUAAUUAAAGGUAUCAAUAUAUCAUUGUCAGCAGUUAAUUCAGAUCCAGAAAGAAUAAAAGUAUGGCAUAACAUUGCAUCAAAUGUUCAAAAACUUGUGCAUAUUUGUAAAAUAUUGAAAACAAAUGCUAAUAUACAACUAUUUCUAAGAUAUAUGCCUUCUCUAAUAAGACAGUUUUUAAAUAUUGGUAUGCCAAUACUAGAACAUAAUCUAAAGUAUCAAACAGAUGAUGUAACUAGUAUUCUAAAAAUGAUGCAAGGUGGCACACGAUAUUUACACGCUAUAUGUUGUGAUUGCACAGAAAAAAAGAACUUACCACUGACUAAAUAUGUGCCUGCAGCAAAGUCUAUAUUGGAGAAAUUAAUUUAUAGUGUCAAAGGAAUGCUAGUUCUUAAUGAUAGUGCGACAGCUUUUUGGAUGGGAAAUCUUCUCAAUAAAAAUUUAGAGGGUCGCGAAAUUCUUUCACAGACAUCGUCAGAAGAAACCACAUUAUCAGAAAUUAAUGCAGUUUCUGAAGAAUUAAUAAAUGCAUCAUCUGAAAUUUUAGAUUCUGAUUUAGGCGAAGAUCCAAUAGAAGAAACAGAGAUUGAAGAUAAUGACAUCGAUGAUUUGUAGUUUUUUUGAUAUCUAUAGCUAAACAAUGGAAAUAAAAAUUCAUAGAGUCAUUGAAAAGAUGCUACAAUAUCUUAUGAGUACAAAGAAUUAAUAGGGGAUAGACUAAUAAUAAUCCUUCAUUUAAAAUUAAGAUUAUUAUGCUUAUUCAGAUUAUAUUAUAGAUAGGAUUAUUAUAAGAUUAUUAAAACUGUAAUAAGAUUAUAUAUUAUAAGAUAGCAGUUAAGAAACUAUUAAAGAAUAGAAAACAAAAGAGAAAGCAUAUUUCACAUUUUAUUUAAGCCGGAUCUACAAUAGGUGUAGCAAGUCUCAAUUCAUAAGAAAUUGAUCAAUCAGUCAAAUGUGAGGAGAAAAAUAAUCAAUUGUUAUUAGUAAUUUAUAGCUUAAGGUUUACACACCUAUUGUAGAUCCAGUCUUAGACAUAGAACAAUGGAAUUAUUCUUUAUAUUAUAAAAUUUUAAAUAACCGAAGUUUUAGUUAAACAUUAUAUUAGUUAUAAACAUUAUAUAGAAAUGAUUUAUAUAUAUUUUCCACAAUUAUUUCAAUAAAUGAGAUAAUAUUUUCUUAUAAAUAAAUAACUGUUAUUUUCUUCUUACCUUAAUGAUUAAAAUUAAAUGUGUUACAGAAAAUAGUGAAACAAGUGAUAAACAAUAAUAAACAAAUAGUAAAUAACAAUUUUUAUUAAGAAUAUAAUAUGUAGCACACAUUUUGUGAUACAUGCUCUUGACAGAAUUGGUUAUCGAAAUAUAAUCUAUUUUUUUACUUUCAUUAUUAUUACAUAAUGAUUAUGAUAAAAUAUAUACAGAUUUAUAAUGUUUGAAUAUAUAUUUAUAAUUAAUUUAAAGUUUUCUCACAUGUUUUAAUUUAAAACAUACUUAAUGCAAAUUGUAUUCUGUAAUUUAAUACAUUACAUUUGCAAUGCAUAAUACAUUGCAAUUUUAAAUAGUGUGUGUGUACACAAUAAAAAAAAUUGUUACAUAUAUAGAAUAAUCUAUGAUGUGAUGUUGUACAUGCACAGAUAUAACUUCAAAAAUUAUUUAUACACUUUGCAUCAUUACAAUAGUUUAAUUCAUGACUAUUUGUAUAUCAUUAGCGAUUAUAGACACAGAUUUUAAUUGAAUUUAAAAUAUGACCUACAAUAUAUUUUUAAGUUCACUUCAAAUCUAUAAUUUGACAAAAUAUGGGAUAACAUUUUAUGUUUAAGUUAUACAUGUUGUGCAAUAUAGAAAAAAAAAACAUUUAAGAACACAUAAAAUACAUUAAAUUACAAAUCAAAAUAUAUAUCAGGUUAUAUGUAUACAUUAAAAAAUAUAUCACGUAUAAAAUCAUAAAUACACAGUUUUGUCUUGAAUUUAGAGAAGAAAUUAUUUAAAUUUAAAAUAAAUAGAAAUAAAUAAAUAUAUAUAUAUA
Molecule: messenger RNA, 6059 nt
Organism: Cataglyphis hispanica
Lineage: Eukaryota; Metazoa; Arthropoda; Insecta; Hymenoptera; Formicidae
Gene: Fancd2
Product: Fanconi anemia group D2 protein
Biological process (GO): mitotic intra-S DNA damage checkpoint signaling; interstrand cross-link repair; homologous chromosome pairing at meiosis
Cellular component (GO): nucleus; condensed chromosome
Molecular function (GO): DNA polymerase binding
Source: RefSeq, a predicted model, not a curated record